This is a messenger RNA of Hemibagrus wyckioides, 7230 nucleotides long. RefSeq names its product adhesion G protein-coupled receptor F5-like. The transcript has 42 exons. Gene Ontology annotation, cellular component: membrane. NCBI's taxonomy places the organism in Eukaryota, Metazoa, Chordata, Actinopteri, Siluriformes, Bagridae. The record is from RefSeq and is a predicted model, not a curated record. The coding region runs from base 162 to 6068 and encodes 1968 amino acids. Gene Ontology annotation, biological process: G protein-coupled receptor signaling pathway; cell surface receptor signaling pathway. Gene Ontology annotation, molecular function: G protein-coupled receptor activity.
GACUAAUGAAAAGGCAUCUGUGUGGUUAACUGUGAGAUAUGAAACCUGCUCAUUUUUAGUCAUGCCAGUGGGCUGGCUGGAGUCAAGGAAUGUGCUCAGUAGUUCUUUGCACCAAGAGACACCAAAGUGAUACCAGCUGAAGUCCAAAAACUGUGAGCAUCAUGUCUAAUAAAGGGAAACGGUCGGAAUGUUUCCUGGGAUUUGUUGCCAUUCUGCUCAUUUAUGUGCAGUUGGUGAAAUCACAAGGACUUGAAUUUUCAGACAUGCUAUUGGAGUUUAGCGACACAGAUGGCUACAAAAGGGAAAAACGAGAUGUGAGCACGGAUAUACUAGAAUACAUUAUAAUCAUAGAGGUGAAUGUGUCACAAGCCAUUUAUUUGGAACAAAUCAGAUCGUUACUGGAGUCCACCAGCGCUAUUCAAAUAGACAAUACCACAGAAAUUGAUAGCAUGAACAUUACAACAGUGUGCAGUUUGAAUGGUACUGAAUAUCAGUGCAGGUGUGAGGAUCAGUAUUUCUGGCCGUGUGAAAAGUGUACACUAUAUGUACCUUGUAAUAACGUCACCAAUUCCUCAUGUGGCUGCAUCAACUCUCUUCCAAAUGAUGGACACUUCUGCCAACCAAUCAGUGAGCUGAAUAACUCUACAUGUCCAUCAGACACCUUCCCAGCUGAUUAUCUGAUUGAGUUUGAGAUGGAGUUACCUUUCCAGUAUGAUUUGUGGAACAGUUUGGAGACAACCAAUUUAACCGAAAUAGAAAUGGACUUCAGUAUCACUGACAUUAACCUCACUACAGUGUGCUCAUGGGAUCGUACUGAAUAUCAGUGCAGUUGUGUGGAAGAGUAUUUUUGGCCAUGUGAAAAGUGUACACUAAAUGGAUCUUGUAAUGUCACCAAUUCCUUGUGUGCUUGCAUCGAUUUACUUCCAUAUGAUGGAAACCUCUGCCAACCAAUAAACGAGCUGCCAAAAAACUCUACAUGCCCAACUGAGCCACCUUCAGUUGAUUAUCUCAUUGAGAUUGAGAUUAGUGCAGUGAAUGUAACGGUUCAGAAUCUACUGAGGAACAUUUUGGAGACAACCAAUUUACCCUUAAUAAAUAGAGACAUCAGUAUCACUGACAUUAACAUCACUACAGUGUGCAGUUUGAAUGGUACUGAAUAUCAAUGCAGCUGUGAGGAUCAGUAUUUCUGGCCGUGUGAAAAGUGUACACAAUAUGGAUCUUGUAAUAACGUCACCAAUUCCUCAUGUGGCUGCAUCAAUGCUCUUCCAAAUGAUGGACACUUCUGCCAACCAAUCAGUGAGCUGAAAAACUCUACAUGCCCAACUGAGCCACCUUCAGUUGAUUAUCUCAUUGAGAUUGAGAUUAGUGCAGUGAAUGUAACAGUUCAGAAUCUACUGAGGAACAUUUUGGAGACAACCAAUUUACCCUUAAUAAAUAGAGGCAUCAGUAUCACUGACAUUAACAUCACUACAGUGUGCAGUUUGAAUGGUACUGAAUAUCAGUGCAGGUGUGAGGAUCAGUAUUUCUGGCCGUGUGAAAAGUGUACACUAUAUGGAUCUUGUAAUAACGUCACCAAUUCCUCAUGUGGCUGCAUCAAUGCUCUUCCAAAUGAUGGACACUUCUGCCAACCAAUCAGUGAGCUGAAAAACUCUACAUGCCCAACUGAGCCACCUUCAGUUGAUUAUCUCAUUGAGAUUGAGAUUAGUGCAGUGAAUGUAACGGUUCAGAAUCUACUGAGGAACAUUUUGGAGACAACCAAUUUACCCUUAAUAAAUAGAGACAUCAGUAUCACUGACAUUAACAUCACUACAGUGUGCAGUUUGAAUGGUACUGAAUAUCAGUGCAGGUGUGAGGAUCAGUAUUUCUGGCCGUGUGAAAAGUGUACACAAUAUGGAUCUUGUAAUAACUUCACCAAUUCCUCAUGUGGCUGCAUCAACACUCUUCCAAAUGAUGGACACUUCUGCCAACCAAUCAGUGAGCUGAAAAACUCUACAUGCCCAACUGAGCCACCUUCAGUUGAUUAUCUCAUUGAGAUUGAGAUUAGUGCAGUGAAUGUAACGGUUCAGAAUCUACUGAGGAACAUUUUGGAGACAACCAAUUUACCCUUAAUAAAUAGAGACAUCAGUAUCACUGACAUUAACAUCACUACAGUGUGCAGUUUGAAUGGUACUGAAUAUCAGUGCAGGUGUGAGGAUCAGUAUUUCUGGCCAUGUGAAAAGUGUACACAAUAUGGAUCUUGUAAUAACUUCACCAAUUCCUCAUGUGGCUGCAUCAAUGCUCUUCCAAAUGAUGGACACUUCUGCCAACCAAUCAGUGAGCUGAAUAACUCUACAUGCUCAGCUGAGCCACCUUCAGCUGAUUAUCUGAUUGAGUUUGAGAUUGAUACAGUGAAUGUAACCAUCCAGAAUCUAAUAAGGACCAUUUUGGGGACAACCAGUUUACCCAUAAUAAAUAAAGACAUCAGUGUCACUGACAUUAACAUCACUACAGUGUGCAGUUUGAAUGGUACUGAAUAUCAGUGCAGGUGUGAGGAUCAGUAUUUCUGGCCGUGUGAAAAGUGUACACUAUAUGGAUCUUGUAAUAACUUCACCAAUUCCUCAUGUGGCUGCAUCAAUGCUCUUCCAAAUGAUGGACACUUCUGCCAACCAAUCAGUGAGCUGAACAUCUCUACAUGCCCAGUUGAGCCAUUCUCAGCUGAUUAUCUGAUUGAGUUUGAGAUUGAUACAGUGAAUGUAACCAUCCAGAAUCUAAUGAGGACCAUUUUGGGGACAACCAAUUUACCCAUAAUAAGUAAAGACAUCAGUGUCACUGACAUUAACAUCACUACAGUGUGCAGUUUGAAUGGUACUGAAUAUCAGUGCAGAUGUGAGGAUCAGUAUUUCUGGCCGUGUGAAAAGUGUACACAAUAUGGAUCUUGUAAUAACGUCACCAAUUCCUCAUGUGGCUGCAUCAACUCUCUUCCAAAUGAUGGACACUUUUGCCAACCAAUCAUUGAGCUGAAUAACACUACAUGUCUAGCUGUAACAGCACCAUCCACAUCAACCUCACCAUCCACACCCACCUCAGCAACCACAUCAACCACACCAUCCACACCCACCUCAACAACCACAUCAACCACACCAUCCACACCCACCUCAACAACCACAUCAACCUCACCAUCCACACCCACCUCACCAUCAACACCCACAUCACCAUCCACAACCACCUCACCAUCAACACCCACAUCACCAUCCACAACCACCUCACCAUCAACACCCACCUCUACAACAACUGUAACCACCAUAAGCAGCACAACUGCAAAGAUCCGAAGUUUAAGCUUCUCACUGACAAUAAGUGAAGUUUUUGUCACUGAACUCACUGACAAAUCCAGUACAAAAUACAAUUCAUACAAAGCAAAAAUAGAGAAUUCAAUUAAUAAAAGCUACAGUACUGUACCUGGAUAUCAGGCCAACUCUGCAACAGUGACUGAGUUCAGACCUGGCAGUGUGAAAACAGACUUCACUAUUCAAGCAACAAGUGCUAACCUUGAUUUGUUGUCAGCAAACCAAAACCUUGCUAGUAGUCUCCGUUCCCAGGGAUUUAAUGUGAGCGAUAAUGCACUCAGUUACAGUGUAAAAGAUGGACUAUAUCAAAGCAGUGGCAAUAUAUAUCCUGGGACAAAUCUCAAACUGACCUGCAAUUCACCAGUGCUUACUGGCAUAAAAUGGACCCUGAAUGGGGCUCCAUUACCCGAAUCAAGUAAUAUCCUUCUACUUAAUAAUGCCACUCCCAGUGACAGUGGUGAAUAUGCCUGCACAACAAUAGUAAACUCUCUGCCCUAUGUUAUCUGGCAAAUCAUUACAAUUCAGCCAUACCCCAACAUUCAAGUGAGCAGUGACAAAACCAUACAAUGUAAGGAUACAACAAUUCCACUGCAGUGUUGUGUUCAGGUGGUGUAUCAAGUGGAAUGGAGCUCAUCUCUCACAGCUUGCAGCUCAACUUCAACAGACCCAACGACAGGUUGCAUAUAUUGUAACUGUACAAUCCAUCAACAGCAGUGCCUGACUAAUGACCAAAAAAUACAAGUCUCAUGCCAACUCAAAACUCCCAUCAGUGAAAGCGCAAGUCAAUCUUACAACUCAAAGAGCAUCACACUAAAUGUAAUAAAUGGACAAUUUGACUGCUCUGAUUCUGUAUUUGGAGCUGGAUAUCUAGGAGACGUACAGACAGCAGACUGUGGUAAAAACAUGGCUGGCUAUCAAGUAGCUGAGUGUAAUGCAUCAAACCUCUGGAACCCCAUAGAAAACUACUGUGUCCUGCAAAUCUUUGCCAUUUUAAAGGAAGAAGCUAAGACAGUACCAUUGGCAAACAUCACACAGUUUAUCUUCAACAUCAGCAGUAAUGCUACAUCAGCGAUUGAAAACAUCAUUGACUCUCCAGCUACCAUAUUAACAAUUGUAGAUAUACUGAAAACCAUUUCCAGUCGCUGUCAAGUGAUUUCAAUUGAUCAACCCAUUAUGAGAGAUUUCCUAAAAACAACGGAUGUCAUUGGAUCAGAAGGUGCACAAGAUACGUGGGUGUUUUUAAACAAGAACAGUACAACAAUGAAUGCCAGUUCUGUGCUUUUGAACUCAACUGAGAGCAUUGCACGCAGACUUUCAGUUGAAAACGCCUCGAUAACAACAAACUUCUCUUCUAUCAAUAAACAGCUACUUUCUACCCCCUUUUCUGAAACAUUUGGAAAAAAUUCAACUACCCAAAUAUAUAUUCCAGAGACUACUGCAAAGACAUCUCUUACAGUUAUAAUAUCUCCAGCUUUUAACACCAUGUUACCUGUUCGAACACUGACCUACAAUGACAGCAAUCAGACCAAGCUAAAUGGAGAUAUAGCUAUGAUUGAGACAAACUCGACAAUUAACAACAUCUCCCUCUCUUUUGAUGUCAUAAAUAAUAAACUGGGGAAACCUCAGUGUGUCUUUUGGAACUUUAGUCUUCUGAAUGGUGUUGGUGCAUGGGACUCAACUGGAUGUCAGUUAAAGCUAUUAGGGAAUGAAAGUGAAAAAUAUACAUGUGAGUGCAAUCACACAACCUCUUUUUCAAUCUUGAUGUCACCAUUUACCCCGGAUAAAAUCCAAGCCAUAAUCUUAGACUAUAUAACUUACAUCGGGGUUGCCAUUUCAAUGGCCAGCUUGGUUUUGUGCCUCAUCAUUGAAAUCAUUAUAUGGAAAUCGGUGACACGAAAUGACACAUCCUACAUGCGCCAUGUCUCCAUAGUCAACAUCGCUGUCUCCCUUCUGAUUGCAAACAUAUGCUUCAUCAUUGGAGCAGCUGUUGUUAAACAAUUGGGUCCCUGCAGUACAGCAACCUUCUUCAUGCACUUCUUUUAUCUUGCCCUUUUCUUCUGGAUGUUGCUGUCAGCACUCUUGCUCCUCUACCGCACCCUCAUGGUCUUUUCCAGAAUGACCAGAGGAGCAAUGAUGGGCAUAGGCUUCACUGUCGGCUAUGGAGCCCCAUUAAUCAUUGCUGUCAUUACUGUGGCAUCUACAGCUGGAAACAAAGGAUACAUUCAACAAGAUUACAAUUGUUGGCUGAACUGGAGUAAAACGAAGGCCCUCCUGGCAUUUGUAAUUCCUGCUCUGACGAUUGUAGCUAUAAACCUCCUGGUGCUUAUUGUGGUUCUGUGUAAGAUGUUGAGAAGAGGAGUUAAUGCUUCUACUCAACCAGAUGAGAAACAUCCCCUAGUGGUCAUUGCUAGAUGUGUGGCCAUUUUAACACCUCUGUUUGGUCUAACGUGGGGAUUCGGCAUUGGGACCAUGGUGUCAUCGAACUUUGGGAUUCAUGUGGUGUUCGCAUUCCUUAAUUCACUGCAGGGUUUCUUUAUUUUGGUGUUUGGAACAUUAAUGGAUAGUAAGGUCCGAGAAGCAUUAACAGGAAGGUUUUCACUGAAGAGCUUAAGUUCUGGCCAGACCAGGAGUACGAGUGCAGGACCAACAUCCUCAAGUGGAUUUCCUUUCUUUCAAAGAAGGCAGAGAAAUGGAUACAAUGUAUCAAGCAAUAUGGCUUCAAGCAACUCAGAUACAUCUUAUUGACAACGAAACUAAAACACCCUUGUUAUAGGGGUCCAUUUAACUGCAAACUUCAAACAUUAUACAAUAAUCUGGACCUCUGCCUCAAACAAGUUUAGUCCAUCUUGUUCCUGUUUCAGAAAUGUAUUCUGUUUUAAAAUUCUAUUUCAUCAAGUUCAUCAACUGGUUAGAAAGAUAUUUUAUAUAUAAAUUUUAUAAACUUAAAAGUAAAUAAAAACCCCCAAACAUACCAAAACAUACAGUUUUCCAUAUAUAUAAAAAUAUUAUCAAAAGGUUUUUAAUUUUGAACCAAAAAAUGAUUAGAUAUUUUAUUCCUUAUUUGCAAAAAUAUAUGUUUGGUAUCCAGGCCACUGUUCCUAUACUAACUGCUUUGUCAUUAAUUCAUAUCUUAAAUACAUUCUAUUGACUGCUAUUUACCUUGAUUCAUCUCAUAAUUCUAUUUGAUAUAUAAUUAUGCUCUUUUCAUUUCUUAUUAGUCUAUUUGAUACUGAGGUCCUGAACAAGGUCGCCUGUUUUCUAUAUAACAUCUAAUUAACAGGCUGGUCCUAUACAGGUAUAUGCAAUAUGUUAAUGUUAAAUUUUAAUGUGUCAGUAAGGGAAACAACUGUUGUUGCUAAAAAAGUGAUUAGAGUAACUUGCCAGCAUUAUGUGCCUUUUUACACGCAAUUUGUUUUAUUACCUACUGUCAUGGCCACCUCUGGGGACACUCCAUCAUCUCACCUGGACUUCUACAACCAAAGCAUCAUUUUUUUUUUUGUUUUAACUUUUGUGUCUUGGAUGACAUUUUGGUUGCUUUCUUCAAACUUGGACCCUUUGUCUUUAAUAACAUGUCAAGUUUGGAUUUGGGCCUGGAUUUUGUUGCUGACUCAAAUAAAUACAUCUCAACAAAUAAUGUAUUAUAUACAUGUAUUAGAUAAUUAUUAUUUACAUUCGGUUUAACCCUGUAAGACCCAAAUAUAGAAAAAAAUGAGCAAAAUUUUUUUGACCUCUCAGAUAUUGUUUUAGGAGGCCUGUGAUGUAGAAAUUAAAGAUUUUUCAAGCUUUUUACAUUUGAGUAAGUUUUUAGGGAACUGUUGUAAUAUUGCAAUGUUGGGCCUAGUUGGGAGCAGAAUUUCUGUAUUUGUACUCACUUUGUCUGAACAGAUAUACAGAACAUUCAAGCAUU